AUGCAGCACAUCAGCCUCCAAAACCUUUCCAUAUGUUUCCAGCUCCUAAUGCUUUCCUGUCAAACCCAGGGGGAGAAUCAACCGUCUCCUAAUUUUAACCAGUACGUGAGGGACCAGGGCGCCAUGACAGACCAGCUGAGUCGGAGGCAGAUCAGGGAGUACCAGCUGUACAGCCGGACCAGCGGCAAGCAUGUCCAAGUGAACGGCAAAAGGAUCACGGCCACCGCAGAGGACGGCAACAAGUUUGCAAAGCUGAUUGUGGAGACGGACACUUUCGGGAGCCGCGUGCGCAUCAAGGGAGCCGAGAGUGAGAAGUACAUCUGCAUGAGCAAGAGAGGGAAGCUCAUUGGAAAGCCCAACGGCAAGAGCAAAGACUGCAUCUUCACCGAGAUUGUGCUGGAGAACAACUACACGGCCUUCCAGAACGCGCGCCACGAGGGCUGGUACAUGGCCUUCACGCGCAAGGGCCGCCCCCGCAAGGCCUCCAAGAGCCGGCAGAACCAGCGGGAAGCGCACUUCAUCAAACGCCUGUACCGCGGCCAGCUGCCCUUCCCCAACAACGCCGAGCGGCAGAAGCAGUUUGAGUUUGUGGGCUCCUCAUCGCCGACCCGCAGGACCAAGCGCACCCGCCCCCCGCGGCCUCUCACGUAGUGCCACACGCUUCCCCACCCCGCAGGGGACACAUGGGAUGCCCCCCCUGCUCUGUGUGCCCCCCAGCCACCUGUGCAGCUGCUCCAUACCGGGCAUCAUCAGACAACACUGCCUGCUGUGUGCCCGCCCCCGUGCCCACUGCCCCCGGUGGCACAUAGGACUCCGCCUCUCCCACCCCGUGCCUCCCAGGCCCGUGUCGUCAUCCCCCGU
Molecule: messenger RNA, 861 nt
Organism: Alligator sinensis (Chinese alligator)
Lineage: Eukaryota; Metazoa; Chordata; Crocodylia; Alligatoridae
Gene: FGF17
Product: fibroblast growth factor 17
Exons: 5
Coding region: 1-651 (216 amino acids)
Biological process (GO): positive regulation of cell population proliferation; positive regulation of gene expression; fibroblast growth factor receptor signaling pathway
Cellular component (GO): cytoplasm
Molecular function (GO): type 2 fibroblast growth factor receptor binding; growth factor activity; type 1 fibroblast growth factor receptor binding
Source: RefSeq, a predicted model, not a curated record